This is a messenger RNA of Cheilinus undulatus (humphead wrasse), 2106 nucleotides long. It is a transcript of the gene ftr86, whose product is annotated as finTRIM family, member 86. The transcript is spliced from 12 exons. Gene Ontology annotation, molecular function: zinc ion binding; protein binding. The record is from RefSeq and is a predicted model, not a curated record. Lineage: Eukaryota; Metazoa; Chordata; Actinopteri; Labriformes; Labridae. Bases 99 to 1955 code for a protein of 618 amino acids.
UUACAGUUUAAGAAACUGGUAUCAAGAAAGGGUGACAGAAACUAGGGAAAAACCUCACCACACCUGUUAGACCAGCCCCACCCUGAGUCCAGCACCACAUGGCCUCUGCCUGGUCUGAGGAGGAGACCUUUGUCUGCUCAGUAUGCCUGGAAACCCUGAAGGACCCAGCCACUCUACCCUGUGGACAUUCAUACUGCUUGGCUUGUAUCCAGAACCACUGGGACAAAAAAGACAGCAAGGGUGAGUACAGCUGCCCCCAGUGCAGGCAGGUCUUCAACCCUAGACCUUCCCUGGCAAAGAGCACAUUGCUAGUGGAGGCCAUGGAGAAACUGAGGACCAACAGCUUCAAGCAGAGCUCCUUCACAGCCCACUCCUCUGCCCCUCCGUCAAUGCCCAUCUACCUGGAUGUCUUACCAGAUACAGGGCUAGGACGCCAGGGUAGCAUAUACCCUCAGCUUCCCACUGUGGAGCCUAGGCCGUGCCCUCAACACAACCGACCCAUGAAUCUGUUUUGUCAUGAUGACAGAGAGUGUGUAUGUGAAGUGUGCUGUCAGCAUGGUCACAAGGGGCAUCGUGUGCUUAAACCACAGGAGGAGAGGAAGGAGAGGCAGAAAGAGAUUGUCCAGAUGCAGACAGAUGUACAAAAAAGAAUCCAGGACACUGAAAAGCAGCUCAAUCUGCUUCCACAUGUUGCUCGCCAACACAAGGCCUUGGUCCAAGCUCUAGAGCAAGAAAGCACAGACUUGUUCUCUGAGCUCGUCAAGAGUGUGAAUCAAACAGGAAUCCAGGUUGGGGAACUCCUCAGCACCCAUGAAACCACUUUAGGCAGCCAGGUAGAGGGGCAGAUCCACAGGCUGGAGCAGGAGGUGGUGCAGCUGCGCUGGAAGAGUGAAGAACUAAACAGACUGGCUCAAAUGGAGGACCAUAUCUGCUUCUUGAAGAAUUUCUUCACCAUGGAGCCGCUGGGUCAGGCUGGGGCCACAGGGGAGUUGAACCUGAGUGAGGAGAGUGCCGAAGUAACCUUCAUCCGCUCAGCCCUGAAAGAACUGCAAGAGGCCAUAAAAGAGCAAUGCAAAGCAAGCCUGGCCAAGAUCUGCACAUUAUUGAAUCAGGAUCCUGUGGCUCCAACAACCAAUGGCACAGAGCCAGCAGCAGCAGCAGGUGAUACUGCAGCUGUUAACAGUGAUCCGCCUAGUGCAAAAAACACAGUGUAUGAGAUGACGACAGAUCCCCCACCUUUGCCACCUCCACGACCUCAGAGUCACGGCUCUUCAUCCAAAUCUCAGUCUCAACGCCCUGCAAGUCUCCAUGCUUCAGCGCCCCCUCCACCUUACCUUCCUCCUCCUAAAGCACCUCCUCCAACUAAAUUGGGACUUGCUAAUCCAGACCCAAAGACCAGAGGAGAAAUGCUGAAAUUCCGCUUUGAACCCACCUUUGACCCUAACACGGUGUACCGCCAUGUGCUGCUGUCAGAUAGAGAUCACAAGGCCACAAUGAGAGCUGAGAACCUGAACCCACCGGACCACCCCGAGCGCUUUGAUUUCUGGAGACAAGUUCUCUGCAGAGAGCCCCUGGCUGGGAGCCCUUACUACUGGGAGGUGGAGUGGACAGGCCAGAAGAUCACUAUCGGUGUGGCCUACAAGGAAAUGGAGCGUAAGGGUUCUGAUGACAAAAGCCGCUUGGGCCACAAUGACCAGUCCUGGAGCUUGUACUGGUCCGGGACUGGCUUCUCCUUCUGGCACGAUGGCAAGGAGAAGCUCCUGGGCUCACCUAAAGCCAGGCGCAUUGGCAUCUAUCUAGACCAGCAUGCUGGGAUUCUGGCGUUUUUCCGCAUCGACCACAACCAAGCUGAUCUCAUCCACCGCUACCAGACCCAGUUCACUGGCCCGCUGUACCCAGGGUUGAGGUUCUGGGCAGGAGUAGGGGCAGAGGUGUCUGUAUGCCCACUAGAUUAAAUGUGACUUACUAAAUGGUUUUGAACAAGAAAACCUUCCUAAAGUCUUAAGGAUGUCUGGGUUUUCUUGUUUCAAAGUGUCCUAUCCUGUAUUACAGUGAUGAAAAUGUUCUAAAAUUAUCUUUGUAAUUAAAUAAAGUUAAUACACUAUA